Fusarium subglutinans is the source of this 1116-nucleotide messenger RNA. RefSeq lists its product as uncharacterized. Lineage: Eukaryota; Fungi; Ascomycota; Sordariomycetes; Hypocreales; Nectriaceae. The record is from RefSeq and is a predicted model, not a curated record. The transcript is spliced from 4 exons. The coding region runs from base 1 to 1116 and encodes 371 amino acids.
AUGCCAGGAACACCAUCGAGCCGCGGAUGCGACGGAUGUCGUAGGCAGAAGAAGAAAAACGACGACCAGAGCCUUGUUAAACGACGCCCCAGUAAUGAACAGACCCAGCUCUCAUCUUCGUUGGUUCACAUCCUUCAGACUGAGGAUGCCAGGUUUGACAUUCGAGCAUUCGGUGGGAAACUUAUCCCAGAAAUCGUAGCACAAAUUGGUUCUAGUCCAGCACUCGACUCUUGUGAUUCAAGAGUUGAUGCUUUGACGAGAUAUGGAGAGGCUUUAGCAGCAACCAGAAGUGCUAUACUUGAUCCGAAGGAGAAGAUCAUGAUGAAGAUGCAGGUUGUUUCAAUCAUGUUUGUUUGCCAUGUUAUGGCGAGCUUCUUGAACCCUCAGUUUGAGCUUGGUCCCUGGUUCUGGGAAGCGUGCCAUACAAUCGGCACUCCACGACCAGUAAAAUACCACCAAGGAAGCUUCCUGAGCCUAGAAUCUGGAACCAUGGGAGAAUUAUCUAUCUUGAUGCGCUCGCCAAAGAAGAACCUUCGUCAACUAAGAUCCAUCUACGACGUAAUGCAGUUCGAGAUGCCCAAGGUCCGACAACUCCUUGCACUAGCAACAAUAUCAACAGCAGCACCCAACGCACCGGCGAUGUCGAUACGGGUCUGUAGUUCAUACAGAGUAGCAUAUGGGAUUCUACUCGCCAUGACUGCGGUGAUUGGACAUACUUUACGCAUCUGGGAUACAGACUUGACGCUAGUGGGGAACUCACACGACUGCGUUGAUGAGUGUAUUGCUUUAGUAGAGCAGUGUGAAAGUGCUCGACCAUACGGUGCUAGCUUUGUGCCCGACUUUCUUACGAUGGUUUGGGCUGCAAGCACGGAUAGUUAUAGAAACGAUGAGAUGGCGGAGUACUUGGUUGAUUAUGAGAACGACUCUGUUGGGGCGGAUUUUAUGGGCCAGGCUAUGUCAAUAAGAGAAAGACUGUUUGCGAUGGAGGCAAGGGAGACGGCGGAGGAGGUGGAAGUCAUUCUUGACCCGGCGCUUGACGCUCUGGUGAAGGGUAAGGGGCCGGUGGUUAGCGUACAGGAGAUUCAACCAGCCGUCAGUGAGUGUGUUAUACUGUAA